AGCAUCAUAACUAGCUUUUAAAUGUUCUGUUAGGUGUCAACGCAGAUAAUGUUUGGUAACUUAAGAUUAUUUAGAAGUGUCUUGGCGGCCGAAAAUGCAAUUCUGUCGCUUCAUGGAAAAACCAAAGUAAUCAAUAGAAAAAGUCAUGUUGUUUCCUACCGAAGUGCCCCACCGCCUCACUCAAAAGCUACUAAAAUAGGAGCCGUCGCUGUGGGUGGAGCCAUGUGGUGGUGGGUAAUUUGGCAUCUUUGGCAUGAACCUGAUCACAUUACGGGAGAGUUUGAAUACCCCAAUACCUCAAAGUGGAGCAAUGCUCACUUAGGAAUCCCUCGUGACGACAUAUAAAGUACUUUAAGUUCGAGUUAAAUUCAUUGAUUGUUACAAAAUCGCUGAAUGUAAUGUGAUGGCGGAAAAAUUGAGAAAUACAAUCUAGCUUCUAGCGAAACAAUA
Molecule: messenger RNA, 450 nt
Organism: Drosophila virilis
Lineage: Eukaryota; Metazoa; Arthropoda; Insecta; Diptera; Drosophilidae
Product: NADH dehydrogenase [ubiquinone] 1 beta subcomplex subunit 2, mitochondrial
Biological process (GO): mitochondrial respiratory chain complex I assembly
Cellular component (GO): mitochondrial inner membrane
Source: RefSeq, a predicted model, not a curated record